ACUUUCACCUGACUUUUUUACCUAGCAGUUUUUGCUCAUUUAUUUUCUGGAAUCUGCUGUUUCAGACUUGGUCUUCCUUGUUUUAGGGUUAUGCUACUGUAAACCGAAUCUACUGUCAUCUUUCUGGCACAGUUAAUGUUUGACUAAGUUGAGUUGCAUAGUCAACAUGAUAUUCACCAUGAGGAUUCAAAUAAUUAUUGUUGGUUCAAUUUUGGGAAUUGCUGUAAGCAAUCAUUCAGAAACAAAAAUAACAGCACCAGGUUCUCAAGUCGCAUUCCCUUGUGAUUUAAAAAAUAAUGUCUUGCACUGGAUGUGGCGUCCCGGAUGUGUUAACAACAGUAAAUCGUUCCACGUCAUUUAUACUACAAGAAAAGAAAGUGAAAUUCUUCAGUUAGAUAGAUUUAUGGGCCGUUUACGGGUGAUGUUUGAUCAGACAUCCGGAUUUUAUACUCUCCUUCUCAGUGGUGUGGUUGUGAGUGACUCUGGAAAGUUUUCUUGUACAGAUGAAAAACGAGAAGGAACACAUUACAACUUGGAGGUUUCUGCAGGUUGCUACAGAAAUGUUCAACUAAAGGCAGAAUGGAACAAUAACGAACCCCGAAUUGGAAACAGCUUAAGAAUGACUUGUUCCCUUUGUUCUAAUGAAAGUGAUUCAAACACAACAUUCUUUUGGUUCUUCAAUGGAAACCCAAUAGAGGGUUCACCUGACUUUACAAUUAAAAAUCAGGAAGUAACAAUAGAAAAUGUGCAUGCUAAACAUCAAGGAAAAUGGAGCUGUGGAUAUCUGAAAAAUGCUUCCAGCACUUCAGAGUACUGCCUGAGUAUUAAUCAUGAAGAGAAUGGGAACAAAAGGUCCACACUAAAAUUCAUUUCUAGUCGCGAACUUGUGAAAUCUGCUUUGUGGUCUUUGAUCCUAGGUCAAUCUCUUCUGAUAACCCUAAUUGUUUCCUCCUUGUUUAUCUUCUCCGUUAUUCUGAUAAUUGGAAUCUGGUUCUACAGAAGUAUAAAAAUUGAAGGUUAAUAUCCUCAUCAGCAAACCUAUAGAGUAAGAAGAAUUUCUCCUGUGGAAAAGUGAAAGAAAUGAUAAUUUCGAAUUGUACUACUGCACUGUGACAGAAUGUCAACACUUUUUAUCACGCCACAUGCUGAUGACUUUCGCUGCCAAACUGCACUCAUUGCAGCCGAGUUUGCCGCACCUUCCUUCAAACCAAAAGUCAACAGUGAAGGAGGGGCAUCUCUAGGCCGGAGGCUGCCUUGCUUGGUGACCAGCGAUGGCCUAAUCAUUUCAGGUGCUGCAGCGGUGGGAUUUGUUCUGUUUCCAGAGCAUCUUAGUAGUUCUGGAGAAAAAAACUCUUCUUUAGUCAGGCAGUGGCUUAGCUUUUCAGAGAAUGAGAUUAUUCCUGCAAGCUGCGCCUGGACGUUUCCUGUGCUUGGAGUAGUGAACAGCAGUAAACAGAUAAUAGAUCGAGCUGAGGCAGAUUUAAAGAAGAUACUGAAUGUGCUGGACAUGCACCUUAAAUUAAGAACUUACUUGGUUGGAGAGAGUAUAACCCUUGCUGACAUUUCUGUGGCCUGUGCCCUGUUGCUUCCAUUCAAAUAUGUCCUAGACCCUGUUGUACGAAAACCUUUCAUCAAUGUCACCCGUUGGUUUGUAACCUGUGUCAAUCAACCUCAGUUUAAGAAAAUUCUGGGAGAGGUGAAACUUUGUGAGAAGGUGGUCCAAAUUAAUUCGAAAAAUGCCAAGCCCACUGAAAUCCUGCAGUCUAAAGGCCAAGACAUUCCUGCCGUUCCACCUCCGAAAACAGAAGCCCAGCUAAAGAAGGAAGCUAAGAAAAGGGAAAAACUGGAAAAAUUUCAACAGAAGAAGGAGAUGGAACAAAAGAAACAACAUUCACAGACAGAGAAAAAAGCAAAACCUGAGAAGAAGGAACUGGGAGUGUUUACCUAUGACAUACCAACUCCAGCUGGAGACAAAAAAGAUGUAACAUGCACAAUGCCAGACUCUUACAGUCCUCAGUAUGUGGAGGCAGCCUGGUACCAAUGGUGGGAGAAGCAAGGUUUCUUCAAGCCCGAAUGCGGGAAGAAAAGCGUCUCAGAACCUAAUCCUAAAGGUGUGUUCAUGAUGUGCAUCCCACCCCCUAAUGUAACUGGUUCUCUCCACUUGGGCCAUGCUCUCACCAAUUCUAUUCAAGACUCUCUUACUCGUUGGCAUCGUAUGCGUGGAGAGACCACAUUGUGGAAUCCAGGCUGUGACCAUGCUGGCAUUGCUACACAGGUAGUAGUAGAAAAAAAACUGUGGCGUGAACAGAAGAAAACACGUCAUGACCUUGGCAGAGAGGCAUUCAUCCAAGAAGUGUGGAAAUGGAAAAAUGAAAAGGGAGAUCGCAUUUACCAUCAGCUAAAGAAACUGGGAUCAUCUCUAGAUUGGGACAGAGCAUGUUUUACAAUGGAUGAUAAACUGUCUUAUGCAGUACAAGAAGCUUUUGUGCGAAUGCAUGAAGAAGGUGUGAUAUAUCGCAGCAAGCGACUGGUGAACUGGUCUUGUACCCUAAACUCUGCCAUCUCAGAUAUAGAAGUGGACAAGAAAGAGUUAAGUGGACGCACACUUCUUCCAGUUCCUGGUUAUAAAGAUAAAGUAGAAUUUGGUGUUUUAGUCUCUUUUGCAUAUAAGAUUGAUGGUUCAGAUGAGGAGGUUGUGGUGGCCACUACACGUAUUGAGACCAUGUUAGGCGACACAGCUGUGGCGGUUCACCCACAGGAUUCUCGAUAUCUACAUCUUAAAGGAAAAUAUGUUGCUCAUCCUUUUUGCAAUCGAAAAAUGCCAGUUGUAUUUGAUGAGUUUGUGGAUGUUAAUUUUGGAACAGGUGCUGUGAAGAUUACUCCUGCUCAUGAUCACAAUGAUUAUGAAGUAGGCCUAAGACACAAUCUGGAAUUUGUUAACAUAAUUGAUGAUGAUGGUUUUCUAAUCAAUGUACCAGCACCAUUCCUUGGAAUGAAGAGGUUUGAUGCACGUAAGGUUGUUCUGGAAGCCCUGAAACAGAAAGGCCUCUUCAAAGAAGUUAAAGACAAUCCCAUGGUGGUUCCUGUUUGCAGUCGUUCAAAGGAUAUUGUGGAACCUUUGAUGAAACCUCAGUGGUAUGUGAGAUGUGAUGAAAUGGGACGACAAGCAGCUGAGGCCGUUCGGUCUGGAGAGCUAAAGAUUAUUCCUGAGGCACAUCUUAAAACCUGGUUCAAUUGGAUGGACAAUAUAAGAGACUGGUGCAUUUCUCGGCAACUGUGGUGGGGCCAUCGAAUUCCAGCAUACUUUGUGACUGUAAAUGAUCCUUCUGUUCCACCAGGAGAGGAUAUAGAUGGAAAAUACUGGGUGAGUGGACGCAGUGAGAAUGAAGCACUGCAAAAAGCUUCUCGAGUGUUUGGAGUCUCUGAAGACAAGAUCUCACUUCGACGGGAUGAAGAUGUUCUGGAUACAUGGUUCUCUUCUGGACUCUUUCCUUUCUCUAUUUUUGGCUGGCCCAAUCAGAAUGAGGAUUUGCAAGUGUUUUACCCUGGGACCCUGCUGGAGACAGGCCAUGAUAUCCUUUUCUUCUGGGUGGCAAGGAUGGUUAUGCUGGGACUUAAGUUAACAGGAAAGCUACCCUUCAAAGAGGUAUAUCUGCAUGCUGUAGUAAGAGAUGCUCAUGGUAGAAAAAUGAGCAAAUCUCUUGGCAAUGUUAUUGAUCCCUUGGACGUCAUUACUGGGAUUUCACUUGAGGGCCUUCAUGCUCAACUUGCAGACAGCAACCUAGAUCAAGCAGAAACUGAACGUGCCAAACAAGGACAGAAGUCUGACUAUCCAAAUGGAAUUCCUGAAUGUGGCACUGAUGCUUUACGUUUUGCUUUGUGUGCGUACACCAGUCAAGGUCGUGACAUCAAUUUGGAUGUUAACCGUAUUCUUGGCUACCGACACUUCUGUAAUAAAUUAUGGAAUGCUACAAAGUUUGCCAUUCGAGGUCUUGGGGACCAUUUUAAACCAGAGUCUCAGUUCCAGAUAACUGGUCAAGAGAGUCUGAUAGACUCUUGGAUUUUGUCUCGUCUUUCCCAUGCUGUGGUGUUGUGCAACGCUGGAUUUCAGACUUAUGAUUUUCCUGCUAUUACUACUGCUAUUUACAAUUUCUGGUUAUAUGAACUUUGUGAUGUGUAUUUGGAAUGCUUAAAACCAGUCUUCAAUAGUAAUGAUGCCAGAGCAAUAUUAAUCUCUAGAAAUACCUUGUACACAUGUUUGGAUGGUGGUCUUCGCUUGCUAAGUCCAUUUAUGCCAUUUGUGACUGAAGAACUUUUCCAGAGAUUACCUAGAAGAUCAGAGCAAGCACCUCCCAGUAUUUGUGUGACUCCCUACCCCGAUUCUGCUGAGUUCUGCUGGAGGAAUGAUGACAUAGAUCGAAACAUGGAAUUCAUCAUGACAGUCAUUAAAACGAUUCGUUCAUUGCGGGCAGAUUAUAAUCUUACAAAGACCAAAGCAGACUGUUAUUUGCAGUGUCUGGACUCGGAAACCGUUGCUGUUGUGACGCAGUUCAUUUCCUGUAUUCAGACUCUCUCCUCCUCAAAUACGGUAUCGGCAUUCAAAGAUGGAGAACCCCCUGCUGGCUGUGCCGUCGCUAUAGCAUCUGACAAGUGUACAGUAAACUUGCUGCUUAAGGGGUUAAUCGAUGCUGAAAAGGAGAUCUCCAAAUUAACAACAAAGAAAAGUGAACUGCUAAAACAAAUUGAGAAGCUACAUGAGAGAACAUCCAAAGCAGACUACAGAGAAAAAGUACCUCAGAAAGUGCAGGAAGGGGACUCCGAAAAGCUGAAACAGUGUGAGACUGAAUUGAGAAAGGUAGAAGAAGCCACUGAAAACUUCAAAAGGAUGAUCUGAAAUGACCUAGUACAAACAUCAAAAUGACUGUUCUUUAAGCCUCAAAAUGUUGGAAGCACAAUGUGCAUAGGAGAUGACCAAUAUCAGUAGCUGUAAAAUUAAGAGCUCAAGAAGUACAAAAAUAAACCGUUUAAUAUA
Messenger RNA from Erpetoichthys calabaricus (reedfish), 5032 nucleotides. It is a transcript of the gene vars1, whose product is annotated as valyl-tRNA synthetase 1. Gene Ontology annotation, molecular function: valine-tRNA ligase activity; aminoacyl-tRNA deacylase activity; ATP binding. The record is from RefSeq and is a predicted model, not a curated record. The transcript has 34 exons. Bases 1118 to 4894 code for a protein of 1258 amino acids. Lineage: Eukaryota; Metazoa; Chordata; Cladistia; Polypteriformes; Polypteridae. Gene Ontology annotation, cellular component: cytosol. Gene Ontology annotation, biological process: valyl-tRNA aminoacylation.